UAAGGUUCUUUCUGCCGGUUCUGUGUUUUAUAUGGGCAUUAUAUGGCACAUUUCAUUAUGUCCGGGUUAAUGAGAGGAAUAUGUGUGAUAUGACUUAUAUGUUCGAAUAUCCUGAGUAUCUGAAAAUCCCUUUGAAGUAUGAAGUGGCAAGCAAGUUUCCUCGCUAUAGUUUAUAUAUUUAUGGUGAAGGGAAAUAUGCUGAAUCACUCAAAGCUGGCAACAUUCAAGGUAAUCCCGUGCUGUUCGUCCCCGGCAAUGCUGGCAGUCAUCGUCAAGUUCGAUCUCUUGCAUCUGUUGCUCUGAGGAUGGGAAAAUCUCUUCAACUGCAUAUGCAUUUUAAUUUUUAUUCAAUAAAUUUCAAUGAAGAAAUAUCUGGUUUAUAUGGCGGAGUUCUAAAUGACCAAAUGGAAUUUCUCCAUGAAUGUGUAAAGCAUAUUCAAAGUCUGUAUCCAUCGAAGAAGAAAUUAAUAUUGAUUGGCCAUUCCAUGGGAGGCAUGAUAGCUAGAGCCGUGUUUUCUAUACCAAAAUUUGAUUCUUCUGCCAUUUCACUUAUUUUGACUUUAGCAACACCACACAAGGAACCAGUUAUUGCCUUGGAUUCUGGCAUAGUAGAUUUUUAUCAAAAGACCAAAGAAACAUGGAAAUAUAGAUUGAAGACAGAGUUGAGAGAUAUACCUCUUAUAUCAAUAGGAGGUGGCCAAAGAGACUUCUUAGUGAGGAGUGAUUUAACUUCAUUGAAUUUUCAGCAUAAGAAUUUGAUGGAUAUUCAUUGUUUGACUCCUGCAAUUCCUGGUGUUUGGGUUUCAACUGAUCAUUUGGCAAUUGUCUGGUGUAAACAGCUAAUACUCACCAUAUGCAGAAGUUUCUAUGACUUAUACAAUGAAAGAAAUAAACAGAUUAAUAUAUCCGAGUCUGAAACUGAAAUGAUCUUGAGACACCACUAUGUUUCUAGAUAUGCAGGUACUCACAUUUCUCAAGUACCGUACAUUCCUUUCACUACUUUUCCUAGAUCAGGGCAGUGGAUCGAGAUGAAAUUUAAUGCUUGGCGAUUUUCGCGUAAUAAGGUCCUAUCUGAUGUAUACCUGUUGGUUCCUUUAUCUUUGGAUGGAGAUAUUAUAAUAGUUGCAUCAGGCUUGGCUAAAAAAGACUGGAUUUUUGGGUGUACUAAACAAUCUGCUAAUUCUGAAACAUGCACUGAAGCUGAAAAUUUAUCUGAGAGAGGGGAAAUCAUUCCAUCCAGAAAAAAGAAUGUCGAACGAAGAUUCAUACAUUUGAGUAGAGAAUAUCUUUAUGUUAAGAAAUACUUUUAUCUCGUCGUCUAUGUUUCCCCAGUGAAAAAUCAGGUUGAGAUUCUUGGGGAAAGGUAUAAUAGUAAUGAACGAACAAAGUUCGCCACUUUACCGUCACUACUACAGCGGCCUUUUACUUUCACUCCUGUCCGUAUUUUAAGCAUUUCAUUAGUGGAGCCUGUGAUAUUUUACAACAUUACAAUUCCAAAGAGUGCUGGCAUUUUUGAAGCUACAGAAUUUCAGUUGGAAACUCGACUUUGCAAAGCUGGAAGCUUUGUAGGUCAAGGUAUCAUCAAGAUGCACAUCCCAUCGAGCAACGAAGUGUCGUUUUAUCACAUUGGAACUUCACUGGGUGGCUUAACAGUUAUUCCAACGAGGGUAAAUCUUCUGCCAUCAGAGGUAAGGAACCGCAAUGUCAAUUUGCAGUUGAUUCUGGAUCCCGGAUGCAGCGUCGUGCUUUCUGCAACUUUCCCUUUAAGUCAUGUUGCUAGCCAAUUUGUGAAAUUUUAUGGGACAUAUAUCGUGGGAUAUACAGUUGCUCUUCUAUUAACAUUUCUAGCAGGCCAAAUGAAAUACAUUGGUUCAUUAGGUACAAUAUCACCUUUCUACAAAAUAUUUGGUCAAUAUCCAACAUUUCUGACAUUAGUUGCUGUGCCAUCAUUAUUGUUCCAUUGUAUCUGGGCUCAGGGUUACUACUUACCUCUUUUCCCUCAUCCUGAUGAUAUUGCUAUAUGGGAUAAAAGUUUGUUAUCGGCGUUUCUGUUACGGACAUUAUUGUAUCUCAUAUCUUGUGGAUUAAUAGUUACUGUCUAUAUACUUAUGGAGGUUUUCAUGAAAUUUUUCUCAAAUUUUUGGAUUUGGAUAAGGCACAGAAAUAUCCUCAAUGCAACUGAAAUUCCCUUAGAACAAACUUUAAAGGGUCCAGUAAGGAUUUCUAAGCUAAUGGUUAUUUGGUCUUCUUUUCUGGCAGCCACUGCUCUUGUUUUCUCUGGCUCCCUUGCCUGUAUUUUUGCCGUUGUGUUUCAUUUAUGCAAGGUGCUCACUAUGCAUGCAAGAUGCAAAGCAGAAGAAGAGCGACGCGGUUCUAAUUUAGGAACAUCUAGGUGGUAUUUUCAUUUCACUCUACUUCUGUUAUGGAUACUCGUAACUGUUUUGGUGUCUCCCAGCUUCAUUUCCUGGUUGAAAAGCCUGGAGUACUCACUCAGAGUCCCAAAUGAUCCAUAUUGUUUGCCGUGUCUUCUUUUGAUAGUCAGUUCAUCAUUUUUAUGGCAGUUACCUACUCCAUGUUUAAACAGGCUGAAGUACGAGAGUGCAUCCCAUGCCAUUCACAUUAUUGCCACCGUAGCUACCUUAUACGGGAUAAAAUCCGUGUUCAGACUUCUGUAUUACAUCUGUCUCACUUUUGUCAUAAUUUGUGUGCAGCAGACAUUUGCAUAUUUCCACGGACCAUUACCAAUUAAGUAUGAUUAAUAAGUGAACAACAAUUUUUUCCAUUAAAAAUUUGCCAAUCCUCCUCCCCCAGUGAUCCUGUGAAAACAAAUUUACCGAACUUACUGAUAUGCGGUGUGUGAAAAUUCAAUAUGUAGCUGAACUACAUAAUAUUAUGCAGUGGUCUUCAAACUUUAUUGAUGUGAAGAUCAGUAAAAUUUUUAAAUGAUUUAGCGAAUAUUAGAAAACAUUCUGAAAAAUUAAAAAUAAUAUAUAUAUGAACAUAAUAAAUAACAUUUAUUUAACAAUUAUUAACAUUUACUUACCUUUAACCUGAAAUAAUAUUUAUUUUUCUUUGGAGACAUAGCAUUCAUUUACAUUUCUGAAGGCAAGUGUUACUAUUAAAGAAUCAGAUACUUUAGUUAUCCCACAUAUUGCUACCUCAUAAAUUCUCCUAAAUAUGAAUAAGUGUUGAUGAGUCAAUCCCUUUUGUUUUGCCAUUUGGCCACACAUCAUAGUCUCACAGCUGUAGCUAGAAUUUUCAGCACCUGGGAACAGCUGAAGAUUUUGUGCCUCUUGUCGUUUGUCAAGAUGGGAAAACAUUUCAUUCUAAAAAUUCAUAACAUCAAUUUGACACCUCCCAAAUGCUGUACCAGGAACCAGUAUCCCCUUACUCCCCUCUAGCUAUGCCACUGCAUAGUUCUAUUUCUGGGUAUUUGCACCAGAUGUUGCAUCUACAAGGUUAAAAAUUGUAUUUAUGAUUUACUGUGAAAUGUUGAAAAGUGACUCCUUGUAAUUCUUUGUUUUUAUGAGUUUGCCAGCAAUUGGAAUAUAUAAUACUUCCUUCAUUUACAUGUUCUUUAAUCACUUCCAUUAGGGUCUGGAAAUAAUGCAAGGAAAUAGUCAGUCACCUCUUGAAAUAAAAAAUUAACUUGCUUUCCUGUUUGAAGUUGUAAUAAAGUGGCAGGAAAAAGAAGUGAUUUAAGCAAUAACCAAUCUUAUGCUGCCGUCUAAAAAUAAAUAAACUAACUAAAAGCAUAAUGCACAUCAUUGCCAGAAUAUCUUCCAAAUUUUGGUGUUGUGGAACCCUUAGAAAAAUUACAUGGAGCUCAAGGUUCCAUAUAAUGCAGUCUGAAGAUCGCUGAUGUAAUAUAUGAUGUUAAAAAUGUCUUUUAUUGAAUGAUCAUGAAAAAUGAUCAAUUAGGCAUAUUAAUAAUAUAAUAGAAAAUUCAUGAGAUCAAUAUUGUAAAGAAAUGUGUGUUGUUUUUUAAAUUAUCCUAAUUUAUUUUUAAAAUUUUAUGAUGUUGGUAAGAUUUAUUAUAAUUUGAAAAAUAAAUUAAAAAUCCUCUGUUAGUGAGGAAAUUACCUGUUUUCAGAAUUGGCAGUUUGGCAAGUCAGUGGCAGGAUCACAUAUCAUGACUUGAGUAUGAAGAGAUUUGCCUAUAAACAUGUCUAAUAUGCAAAAUUGAUGCAAAUUCAGUUUUUUCCCUUCAAUUUGAUUUCUGUGAUAUAUUUACAGUUGAACCCUGCUAUAAUGAAUCUGUCUUACUAAUAAUAUAGUAAUGAACAAACCUCUGGAUACAAUAAUGUUAUAUACUCUGAUACAAUAAUGUUAUACAGUCAAAAGUCGUUAAUUCGGACACCCAUAAUCCGGAAUGAUCUAUAAUCCGGACCUCAAAGCUACAAACUUUCUGCGCAUGCGUUGCGUUGACGCAUGC
Messenger RNA from Stegodyphus dumicola, 4435 nucleotides. RefSeq names its product GPI inositol-deacylase (gene PGAP1). Lineage: Eukaryota; Metazoa; Arthropoda; Arachnida; Araneae; Eresidae. The record is from RefSeq and is a predicted model, not a curated record. Gene Ontology annotation, molecular function: phosphatidylinositol deacylase activity. Gene Ontology annotation, biological process: endoplasmic reticulum to Golgi vesicle-mediated transport; GPI anchor metabolic process. Gene Ontology annotation, cellular component: endoplasmic reticulum.